Molecule: messenger RNA, 2734 nt
Organism: Rosa rugosa (rugosa rose)
Lineage: Eukaryota; Viridiplantae; Streptophyta; Magnoliopsida; Rosales; Rosaceae
Product: receptor-like protein 2
Exons: 1
Coding region: 435-2729 (764 amino acids)
Molecular function (GO): protein binding
Source: RefSeq, a predicted model, not a curated record
UUGAAUAUUUUUUCUAAAGGAUGGUGAUGAUGGAAACUGAAGAAAAGUCGGCAGAAAAUCGAUAAUUUUCCACAAAAAAGUAGAGAAAAGCAUGCUACUGAUCAUCUUCCUUCUCCAAAGGAACAUCAUGUGAAACAUCUUUCAUAACCAGCCAGGAAUGAUCAUCAGAAUCGUUUGUUUAUUACCACUCGAUCAGGAAUAAAUCUCAGAAAUCCUUUGUUUAUUUCAGUAGUGGAGGACUCCAAGAAUGAGUGAAGGGAGCCGCUAAAGCAAAGAAAUAGUGGAGCUGCUUAAAGAACAAACAAAAAAAGGAUAAGGCAGAAGGAAGACUCACGUAUAAUGAAAUCUAUAAUUCUUAGGCUUCUUCAAUUGGCUUUACCAGCUCUUCUAUACCAAUAUAAAUAGCAACCUCUGUGCACAUUCUAAAUCAAAAUAUGGCACAUUUACAAAGAAACAUGAUAGUGCUCAUUCCAAUUGCUCAUACCUUCCUUUUCUUCCUCUCCUUCAUUUUCUCUUCCAAUGUAUCUACAAAUGUUCAUGCAUGCAACCAAAGUGAGCGCAGCUCUCUCUUAUCCUUUUCCCUAACUCUGUCCAAGUCACCACCUUUGAAUUGGACUGCAGUUAAUUGUUGCCAUUGGGAGGGCGUAACUUGCGAUCUGGCUGGUUCGGUCACCCAUUUGAGCUUACCCUCCAAAGAAAUAAAACUCAAAGGAGGUGUAUUUCCUUCGUCAAUAUCACUUCAGAAUCUCACACAUCUCAGCCACUUGAAUCUCUCUCACAAUUCUCUUUAUGGCUCACUAGAUCAAACUGCAUUCUUCUUGUCCUUCAAUAAUCUUAAGAUCCUAGAUUUGAGCUAUAACCUUCUUUUUGGAGGUUUACCGUUUUCUCUACCAUUCACUCAUAUACGGACAUUGGAUUUGUCCAACAAUCAUUUCCAUGGUGCAAUUCCAUCUUCAACUUUCCAGCAAGCUUGGAAUUUGACCAGUUUUAAUGUCAGCAACAAUAGCUUGACCGGGUCUAUACCAUCCUCCUAUAUUUGUCUUCAUUCUAAUCCCUUGGUUAAGCAAUUGGAUUUUUCUUUCAAUAAAUUCAAUGGCAAUAUUUCUCCUGGAUUAGGGAAGUGUUCGAACCUGAAGGUUUUUCGUGCUGGUCACAAUAACCUUUCGGGAUUACUUCCUGAAGAUAUCUAUAAUGCUACCAAACUUGAAGAAAUUGCAUUACCUCUCAAUUCACUAUAUGGCACCAUAAGUGAGAGAAUUGCUAACCUCAGCCAUCUCAAAAUUCUUGGCCUCAACUCUAAUAAAUUGAGUGGUGUGCUCCCUGCAGGUAUUGGUAAGUUAUCCAAUCUCCAACUCAUGCUCCUUGAUUUUAACAGUCUAGAAGGUUCUUUGCCCCCAUCCUUGAUGAAUUGCACAAACCUUAUAGAACUGCGUUUGACAUUCAACUCUUUGAAAGGGGACAUUACCAAGCUUAAUUUUUCCAAACUCAGUCAACUUACUAAACUUGAUCUAGGGGAUAAUUGUCUCACGGGUGUCGUGCCAACAAGCCUUUACUCAUGCAAGCUCCUGAAAGCAAUUCGACUGAGCGACAACGACCUAGAAGGACAAAUCCAGCCUGAGAUUUUGUCAUUAAAAUCCUUGUCCUUCCUCUCGCUUAGUACCAAUAGAUUGACCAACAUGACUAGAGCAAUGAAAUUAUUUAUGCGUUGCAGAAGUCUUGAAUUCCUCGCCUUAGGAUCUGCUUUUGUAGAUGAGGAAACGCGAGCUGAUGUUGGCAUUGUUGAUUUUGGUGGACUCCAAAAUCUUCGAUUUUUGGAUUUGGGCUAUUGUCACCUUACUGGUGAAAUCCCUAUAUGGUUAUCUAAGCUCAAGAAGCUAGGGAUCUUGUAUAUGGACCAUAAUAAAAUCACAGGGUCAAUUCCUAGUUGGUUGGGGACUCUCCCAAUGCUCAUUUACAUGAACUUGGGAUCCAACUUUAUUUCAGGUGAAUUUCCAAAAGCACUUUGUAGACUACCAAAGUUGGUAACUGCAUGGACUGCAGCUCAGGGGGACGAUAAUGAUCUUGAAUUGCCUAUCUAUGGAUCCCAAGGUAAAUUAUCGGUGCAAUACACGUUUUCUUUCUUUGCUCCAGAAAUCUACGUAGGAAAUAAUGCCAUUAAUGGGAGCAUACCUUUUGAGAUUGGCCAAUUGCAGCUUCUCCAUGCGUUGUAUCUUAACAACAACAACUUCUCCGGCCGCAUUCCAGAGCAGAUAUCUAACCUCAAAAACUUGGAGGAAUUGGAUCUUUCCAGAAAUCAGUUUACUGGAAAUAUCCCAUCAUCAAUUACAAGGCUAAAUUUCUUGUCAUUUUUCAAUGUUUCAUACAAUAGUCUCGCAGGAUCGAUACCAAGAGGGACUCAGCUACAACUUUUGAAUGCUUCUGCAUUUGAAGGGAACCCAAAGCUUUGUGGUACCCCACUUCCAAAUGAGUGUCAACCAAAUAAUGGCAACGAUAAUGCAGAUAUUAUGACCAGCAAAGACAAUACAGAUAAUGAGCAUCAAAGUCAAAUUCCAUGGUUUUACACUUCCACUGUUCUUGGGUUCAUUGUAGGAUUUUGGGGAGUUUGUUGCCCUUUGGUUCUUAAGAAGAAAUGGAGAUAUGGAUAUUUCAAAUUUCUAGACAGCGCUCAAGAUAGGCUCCAAGGGAUGAUAAUUGCUCGUGUGGAUGGCAAUAGAAGGCUUAUAAAUUAGAAUUC